Brassica rapa (field mustard) is the source of this 2952-nucleotide messenger RNA. Its product is annotated as B3 domain-containing transcription factor ABI3. NCBI's taxonomy places the organism in Eukaryota, Viridiplantae, Streptophyta, Magnoliopsida, Brassicales, Brassicaceae. Gene Ontology annotation, molecular function: DNA binding; DNA-binding transcription factor activity. The record is from RefSeq and is a predicted model, not a curated record.
UGUUCAUACGUUCGUCCUCUCUAAAAACCAAAACCUCUUUUCAUUAGAACAAAAUUCCUAUCUUUGUGAACAAAUUACAUCUCUUAUACUUCAGAUCUACAAGCAAAAGUUGGACCAUAUUACAAUCGUGUCUUGUCCAUCUGAAGUUGAUGGGAAUAGCUUUGAUGAGAUCUCUUCAUAUGUUUUAGAUCCUCUUUUUUUUCUCUCUCUCUUUUAGUAAUCUCAACCACAUCAAGCUCUUACCGAUUCUCAAAGGGUUAUAUAGCAAUAUAUAAGUUUAUAUGUGCAUAUCUAUGGAGAUGGAUAGCCAGAUAGUUUAUGUUGUUUGAGGAUUAGAUUUAUAGCCAAGUUGGGUUAAUUUUUCCUUUUUCUUUGCCCCCUUACUCACAUACAAACCCUAUCGGUCCGUACAAAAUACUAAAAACCCUUACUUUCCCUCUCUCUCACUCCCCAAAAGAUAUUAUCAUUUCUACUUCCACGAGAAAGGAUUAUUCAGGGAUCCACCACACCAUGAAAACCUUGCAUGUGGCGGCGAACGGAGGAGAUCUGGCGGAGGGUUGUGGAAUACUGGCCGGAGACGCUGAUGAGGCUGUUUUGAUGGAUGGAAUGGGUGAGGUCGGUAGAGAGAUCUGGUCAUUAGAUGACCAUGGAGGAGAUGGUCAUGGUCAUCGUGAAGAUGAUGAUAUAAUUGUUCACCAUGACCCUUCAAUGUUCUACGGAGAUCUACCAACACUCCCUGACUUCCCAUGCAUGUCCUCAUCUUCAUCAUCCUCAACAUCUCCAGCUCCCCUCAACGCCAUCGUCUCCUCGGCCUCUUCCUCUUCCGCUGCUUCUUCCUCAACUUCCUCAGCUGCUUCUUGGGCUAUUUUGAAGUCAGACGGUGAAGAUCCGACUCCGAAUCAAAACCAAUACGCAUCAGGAAACUGUGAUGUCGAGUCUUCAGCCGCACUACAGUCCACUGCUUCCAUGGAGAUUCAGUUGGAUAAUACUCAAGGUUUCGGUUGCGGCGAAGGCGGCGGUGAUUGCAUUGAUAUGAUGGAGACUUUCGGGUACAUGGAUCUACUCGAUAGCAACGAGUUCUUUGAUACGUCAGCCAUCUUUAACCAAGAUGAGGACACGCAAAACCUUAACUUGAUGGACCAAACGCUCGAGAGAGAAGACAAGAUCGUUGUUCCAAUGUUGGAGAAUAAUAAUAAUAAUAAUAGUGGAGGAGACAUGCAAGUGAUGAAUCCUUCGUUGGAACAAGAGGAUGAUCUUGCGGCUGUGUUCUUGGAGUGGCUAAAGAACAACAAGGAGACUGUUUCAGCUGAUGAUCUGAGGAAAGUGAAGAUAAAGAAAGCAACUAUUGAAUCAGCGGCUAAAAGGCUAGGGGGUGGGAAAGAAGCAAUGAAACAGCUUUUGAAGCUGAUUCUUGAAUGGGUCCAAACUAAUCAUCUACAAAGAAGACGCACCACCAACAACAACAACAACCUCUCGUAUCAACAAGAUCCUUUUCAAAACCCUAACCUAAUCCCACCCUCUGAUCAAACAUGUUUCUCACCGUCCACGUGGGUUCCGCCACCUACUCAGCCACCACCACCACAACAACCGGCUUUUGUUUCGGAUCCGGGUUAUGGAUACAUGCCUGCUCCAAAUUAUCCGCCUCAAGAGUAUCUUCCAUUACUCGAGUCUCCACCGACGUGGCCACCACCACAGUCUGGUCCCAUGCCACUUCAGCAAUUCACUAUGCCAAAUCCUCAGUAUACUCCAUUUCAAGACCCUGGAGGUGGUUUCACUGGAUACAACAUGAAUCCGUAUCAAUAUCCUUAUCUUCCUUCUUCUGGACAGAUGAGAGAUCAGGGGUUGCUUCGUUUGUGUUCCUCAGCUACUAAAGAGGCAAGGAAGAAGAGGAUGGCUAGACAGAGGAGGUUCUUGUCUCACCACCAUAGACACAACAACAACAACAAUCAGCAAAACCAGACUCAAAUCGGAGAAGUCUGUGGUGCGGUUGAUCCUCAGCUUAACCAUGUACCUACUACAGCCACGGGCGGGACUUGGAUGUAUUGGCCUAAUGUCCCUGCCAUGCCACCGCCGGUAUCAUCAUCUCAACUACCGGCGAUGGAGACUCAGCUGCCCACCAUGGACCGAGCUGGCUCUUCUUCUGUUAUGCCACGUCAGCAGGUGGUACCAGAUCGCCGGCAGGGAUGGAAACCAGAAAAGAACUUGCGGUUUCUCUUGCAGAAAGUGUUGAAGCAAAGCGACGUGGGUAAUCUCGGAAGAAUCGUCUUGCCAAAAAAAGAAGCUGAGACGCACUUGCCGGAGCUGGAGGCAAGAGACGGCAUCUCUCUGGCCAUGGAAGACAUUGGAACCUCUCGUGUUUGGAACCUGCGCUAUAGAUUUUGGCCGAACAACAAAAGUAGAAUGUAUCUCCUCGAGAACACCGGCGAUUUUGUGAAAACAAAUGGGCUCCAAGAAGGUGACUUCAUAGUCAUAUACUCCGAUGUCAAGUGUGGAAAAUAUUUAAUACGAGGGGUUAAAGUAAGACAACCAGCGGGACAGAAGCCAGAGGCUCCGUCGUCGUCAGCAGCUGUAACGAAGAGACAAAGCAAGUCGCAGAGGAGCAUUAACAACAACUCUCCGUCGGCAAAUAUAGUCGCUUCACCAACUUCUCAAGCAGUUAAAUGAAAAGAAAACAAUAUAAAUAUUAUUAUUAAUUAUGUACGAAAUAAUAAAGAGACGAAAAGGAAAAAAUGGCAGCGUACCUGAGUGUGCCACUUCUCGUGCAUGCAUGGGAUCUCGUGGACCGACGGAGGUUUAUGAUUAAAGCAGUUUUUGUCGAGGUCCAACUUUUACUCCAUUUUUCCUUUUUUCUCGAGAUGUUUUAAAUACCUCCUGUCACCUUAAGGAUGUUGUAGAGAUAAUUAAUUCUGGAAAUGGUGUUUGUAUUAUAUUUCAGGGGAGAUCGUUACAGUA